AUGGGCGAGAACCUGCUUGCCCUUGUCAAACACCACGACUACAACGGCCUGCCGCUGCCCUUGGUGCGGCGCCUUUCUCGGCACACGCUCAGCGGCCUGGAGUACAUCCACUCGCGCGGCGUCAUCCACACGGACGUCAAGCUCGAGAACGUGCUGGUGCAGAGGCACGACUUCGCGGAGCUGCUGUGCGAGGCGCGCAGGGCACACCGGGCCUUCAUGGAGCAGAAGAAGGGCACCGUCGAUCUCCUCUCGAAGGCGCAGAAGAAGCGGAUGAAAAAAAAGGAGAAGAAGACCGCGGGCAAGGCGCCCGAGGCCGCCGCGGCGGCCGCGGCCGACGAGGCCGACGACAAGGGCGAGGCCGACCAGGAGGACAAGGGCGGCGACGCGGACGAGGCGGCCGCCGAGGCCUGCGGCAGGCCGGUGCCGCCCGUGCGGCAGCGGGAGCGGUUCGACACCUUGGACUUCUGCCAGGUGAACGCCAAGCUUGCGGACUUCGGUAAUGGAGUCUUUUCGAACAGGAAGGUCACCGACGACAUCCAGACGCGGCAGUAUCGCUCCCCAGAGGUUAUCAUAGGGACCGCGUGGGAUGAGACUGCCGACGUCUGGAGCGCCGCCUGCAUGAUAUUUGAGCUGGCCACGGGGGACUUCCUCUUCGACCCGCACGCGGAUGACGGGUGGUCCCGUGACGAGGACCAUCUUGCGCUGAUGACGGAGCUGUUGGGAGACCUGCCUCCUCGGGAAUGGGCGCUCUCGGGGAAGUACUCAAAGGAAUUCUUUAACAACUCAGGGAAGCUGAAACACAUCAAGAGCCUGAAGUAUUGGGCACUGAUCGAUGUGCUCAAGGAGAAGUAUUCCAUGUCACAGGACCGAGGUCGCGGCCGAGAUCUCGGACUUCCUGAUGCCGAUGCUGACCUGGGAGCCCAGAGCGAGGCGCACGGCGAGCGAAGCGCUGAAGCACCCCUGGGUGCAGCCCGUGCCAGGCGACGCCCCGGACGGUGCCGCGCCGGCGACGCUGCCCCCUAG
This is a messenger RNA of Prorocentrum cordatum, 1023 nucleotides long. NCBI's taxonomy places the organism in Eukaryota, Dinophyceae, Prorocentrales, Prorocentraceae. The record is from the annotation of a GenBank genome assembly.